Messenger RNA from Sorghum bicolor (sorghum), 1811 nucleotides. RefSeq lists its product as uncharacterized. The coding region runs from base 242 to 1477 and encodes 411 amino acids. The transcript is spliced from 10 exons. NCBI's taxonomy places the organism in Eukaryota, Viridiplantae, Streptophyta, Magnoliopsida, Poales, Poaceae. The record is from RefSeq and is a predicted model, not a curated record.
CUAUAGAAAGCAGCCUGAUUCCGUUAGCAGUUUAGGAGCCCCCACACUAGUCCUACGAGGCCACAGCGCCGCCGCGGACUCACCGUCGCCAGACUCGCCACCGAGCUGCCGCCCGCAGCUGAACGCCGCCGCUCCCGCUCGACUGGUCUGAUCAGAAGGUUCUGCGGGAGUUUACCUAUAAACUUUCUUAUCUUCAACAUUAACCCAAUGCAACUUUUUAGGAACCAACCUAUGUAAGGCAAUGCUUACCACCUGUACUGGCAAGCUACAACUAAUAUGGAACGCCAUAUCCUGCGUACUGCUCUUCUACGCUUUCAUCACUUUUGAUUCACCUCAUAAGAUCUGCCACAGCAAGAGACCUUUCAACUUCACAACAUCGGUCUCUAGGUCGUUGCAUGAGAUCCACGCCAAUUCAAGACUUGUUCAUGAAAAGGUCGUCGUUGGACAGAGGCUGGCAGAAAACACCCAAACCAUUACUAACAUUACUACAAUUGCGACAUCUGGCUGGAGCAUUGUGAAGAAAGAGUUCACAUUUCCUGCUAGGCGUGCCCCUUUCAAUAGCUGUCAUGCUUCCACUAUUGUACAGAUUGAUGAAGGGAAUUUUUUGGUGGCAUAUUUUGGUGGAUCUACGGAAGGUGCUCCGGAUGUCAAAAUCUGGUUGCAGAGAUAUAGUGGUGGCCACUGGCAUCCUCCAGUAGUGGCUGAUGAGCAAUUGGGGGUGCCUAUGUGGAACCCUGUUCUGUUUCAGCUUCCCUCUCGUGAACUGCUUCUCUUCUACAAGAUUGGCCAAGAAGUCCAGAAGUGGAGUGGUGCCAUGAAAAGGUCGCUGGAUGGCGGACUAACCUGGUUACCAAGAGAGCAGCUGCCACCUGGUAUCCUUGGUCCAAUUAAGAACAAGCCAUUCUUGCUUGAAGAUGGUCGCCUACUAUGUGGAUCAUCAGUUGAGAGUUGGAACUCUUGGGGUGCAUGGCUUGAGGUUACACAAAACGCCGGCCGUACAUGGAGAAAGUAUGGCCCUAUAUAUGUAGAAGGACAGCCACUUGGGGUGAUUCAGCCAGUUCCCUACCGUACUGCAAAUGGGAUUAUUCGAGUGCUGCUAAGAUCAUUUCAGACAAUAGGCCGUGUCUGUAUGGCAGACUCCUUUGAUGGAGGUGUGACAUGGAGUUUUGUGCGAGGAACUGAGCUUCCAAACCCGAAUUCUGACUUGAAAGCUGAAGGUAUUGAUGGAGUUAAGAUGAAGGAUGGAAGAGUGGUGCUUGCCUACAACACUUUUUCCAGAGGAACGCUCAAGCUCGCAGUUUCCUUAAAUGAUGGUGAUUCUUGGAACGAAGUGCUGACACUGGAGGAUACCAGUGGUAUGGAGUUUUCAUAUCCUGCAGUGAUCCAGACCAUGGAUCAGCUCAUACAUGUGACGUACACAUACAACCGAACGCAGAUUAAGCAUGUUGUUAUUAAACCUGGUGCCACGAUGAAGUGAAUCCGCAACUAUGGGAGGAUCAUGGUUUGCAACAUGGAAGCACUUAAACUUUGUUCAACAGCUUUGUGUGACAAUUACAUCAUACUUGCUAAAUUACCUGAUUGUAUUGUGCUUCUAGGUUGUUGCUGAAGAAACGUUUGCAACUACAUUUUUAACAGAUGCUACAUACAUCCCUCCCAAAAAGAGUGGCACGCUACGCUAGUGUUCAAAAUUUGUUCCAGAAAGAGUGUCAUUUCACCCUCUGGACUAGUUUGGUGGGAACCAGCUACCAAGAGUCAUUUUUUUGUAGGCACAUCAUCUUAUACUAGUAAAAUUAUUAAAGAUUUGUUGGAAA